GCGUAAUGCAGUGGAGAAGAACGUCUACGUCAUUUUCACAAUGGCGGAGGCAGGCUGAGGAGCAGUGUAUGUGUGUAAGAGAAGCGGCUCGUACUCGUUCGAGGCUAACGUUGCAUCGCCCCUAGUCGUGCACGGUGCCCUAAAAUGGCCCUUAACCCCAUCACAAUGGGGAAAAGGGAGUCGGAUUUUUCCGAUAAGGGCAGCCUACACCAUGAAGGCGGCGAACCUCAGAAGACUUCGGCCGCCACCUCGGCCACAGCCAACCAAAAUGGCGAUCAGCCUGGCUAUGGAGACAGUGUAAUGCCCGAGCAAGAAGCCCCUGAGCGGCACGGCAGUGUGCAAGCGGAUGCCCGGAGCUGGAGCGGUUCACCCACGCCGGGCCAAAGACGAAGCGAGGAACGGCCUCGGAAAUCUUUUCAAAUCCCGAGGAAGAAGAAAGAACGGAAAGGCUUAUACCAGCUUCUGCCACCUGGUAGCCGUGAGUUUGAUGACCUUGUGAAGCUCAUCUCGUCUUUCUACCUGGAUGCAUCAUCUAGAGGAACUUUCACCUAUUGCAAAGCCAGGCUCCUUCACAAUGAGCUGCUGGAGAAGGAGUUCAUCGAGAAACGGCGAGAGAUGAAGCAAGAAGGGCGGACGGAACAAGAACUGACUGAGUCGUAUUGCUUCUUAUACCCAGAUAAAACAAAGCUUCAGUGGAUCUGCGAGAAGGGUUUGUCAGUGGGACACUCGAGGAUAACAACAGUGGGAAAUCCAUCAGUGGGCGUGUAUGUUUCGAAGUUCUCUGAUUUGUUACAAAUGAAUCCAUUUGAAGUUGGUUCAGUUGGAGACAUGAUCAUUUUUAAAGUUAUGAGGGGAAGAGUGAAGCACAUUCAUGAGAAUAUGCCAAACAAUGCUAAGGAACCGGCAACCAAGUUUGACUGUCAUUUGUCCAAAAAUGUCAAUCGUGUAACAUCUUUGCUGUCAUACAGAGCAUUUGAGCUAACGCAGCAAUAUUUUUUUGAGUUUGCAUUUGACGAAAUAAAAACACGCCCCAGGCACUUGUGCCCCUACGCUGUAGUUUCCUUUCAGUACAAAGGGAAGGAUCCUGGAGCGACCUCUUUAACUACUCACAGGCUUGGCGUUAUUUCUCCUGAAGGAAAUAGAGGGCGGCGCUGCUAUUCCAUCUGGAGUGGUCCACUGGUAACCAAGGGUCAGGAGUUAUUUCCAAUCCGUUUACGAUCAUCCUCGCGGUCCUACCUUCCUUUCAAACUUCCUGAGAAGCUUGAGAUGAAUCAAGGCAUGCAGCUUGAUCAGGUGAAGAGGAAGAUUCCUGCAGUGCUCUUCUCUUGGGACACCUACAGCGCAUCACGGGAAGUAAUGAAGUAUGGGAUGUCAUGCAGCAUUUUUGAGGUCGUGGAAGGAAAAGGAAAACCAACCAGUGGCAGUCUGUUAGCACUGAUAAACAAACUGGAAAAAGACAGAAUGGUGCUGGUGAAGUCCCUGUACGACCGGGGCUUUCUCUUUCUCCUGUCCUCUGCACAAAUGGUGGAGUCCAAAGAACGUCGAGGGCGCAUUGAAAAGAGCCUGCAAGCAAUAUUCCUCUUUCACGAGUCAAGGGCGGUAUUCAAAUAUUCAUCCCGACUGUCUGAGCCCGAGCCAUUUACAACAGAGUCUCGCACUCAUUUCCAAUGUUUGGAACGAUUCAUCCCUGCCCUGCAUUACGCCUUUUUCACUUUGCGCCCAAACCCAGGCAAGGAUCCGAGUUCUAGUGUGGAGCGACAAGCAACAGACUAUUUGAGUCGCGUUGACUCUGGAAGAGUGCGGCAAUUCAUCUUGCCUGACUACAAGUAUCAUGUGGACGACAGGCCGUUCACGGUUCCUUUACCAAGAGCAAAAGGGAACAUAGAAGCCUUACUGCGCUCUUACAUCCACAACACCUCCAACUAUACUUUACCUCUGAACAAGGUAAAAGACAUAAUUGAACGGAUAAGCAAUCCCCCACCUGUAGCUGUCCCAGUCCAAGUAGAGUACAGUCCCGUUUCUGACUGGGGUGGCUCUGACCGCUCGGAGAGGCUGACUGAAAGGCCACCAUCAGAACGACUUACACAGGAGAAACCAGCCUCUGACACGGACAGACAAGGGGCAGAUAUGGCCCAUUCAAAUGGUUCCCAGUUGCAGUACGAGUCCCACACUGAAACCCAGCCACAGCUGCAACCUCCGAAGAUGCUGCUGUCACAAGGUGAAUAUGAUAAAGACAAGAUGAAGCAGUUACUUAAACUCAUCCAACUCCAUAAGAAAGCACUAGUGAAGGAUCCCAAUAAAGAGAAAGAGGAUGCAACCUGGGAGUCCAACAACCUUAAGAGGAAAUUUGAAGGUGAUGAACAAGAAGACAAGAACAAACAUCAACGCACAGAUCUGUUAAGCAAUGGUGAACCCAGCAGAGAGGUACCGGAGCAAGGGAUACGAGAAGGUGGUGGACAGAACGAAAAUCUGACCGCUGUAAUGGAAAGCAUGGGGAUCUAUGACACUGACUUGAGAGGUUGUGGCAGCACUAAUACUACAGCCGUUCAAGAGACCCAGCGUCUCCUCAAGAUUCUGCUAUCCACUCUGAACAAAGCUGUUGCUCAGGGAUCAAUAUCUGUGAAAUCGGACCAUGGGGAGCAGUCAGCCUGUCCUGAAAGGGUUGAAACUGUCGUUUCAGCUUUAGAUUUUCAGAAAAAAAAUGAGCCUGGAUCACAAACAAACUACGCAGAGGAGGAUAUGGACUGUAGCCCUGGAAGUCCUUUUAGUGCUGGCACUCCAUUAAACCAAGCUCAAACCUCAUUCAGCACUUCUGCCAUACCCGCAAAUGAAGAAAAAAUCCAGUCCCUGCCAGAGCCUGUGACGAUUGAAAGCCUUGAGCCGAAGAUGCCCACAACAAUUAAUAUAAAAAUGGAGCCCACAGCAAUUGAUAUAAAAAAGGAGGCUUUAUCACCAAUGUUACCGUUAGCAGAGGAAGUACCUUUCAGGUCCUUGAUCAGCUUGGACACCAUUCUCAACCAGGAAAUUCAUAGCCUCGCGUCGGAGAUAAAAAGCAUCAUGCAGAAUUAUAGCAUCACGUAUAACUUGCAGCUACCUCCGCGGCAACCUCUGCACAAUUCCUGGCAGCACAGAAGCUGCUUCUCAAAUUUUGUAGGACAACACAUCACACCAGUCCCUGUACAGGAGCAUAUUGAAACACUUUGCGAGCAGUUGGAGAAAUUAAUCCCAGUCAGACCUGCUCCUCCAGUGUCCUCUUCCCCAGAGCCAACAGAGACAAUAUCUGACUCGGCGUUGCCAAUGCCCAUGCAAACUUCCAAACAUGAAGUACAGCCCCCUUUGACGAAUACUGACACAUCUCAGAUUAGUAAACAAGUUACUGUAGGAGAGACUAUAGAAGCCAAGGCUAAAUCAAAUUAUGUUUCAGGAGAGAUUGGUGAAGAGGUCUAUUCUCCCUCACAAAUCCCUCCGGAGUCAUCAGAGAAAUCCCAAAAAGCAGCCUUGGCUACUUCCUCUGGUGCCGUUGUGAGUGCCAGUACUGGAACUGGACUCCUGCCAGGCAGCCUCAUUGGUCAGCUAAAACCAGAAGUUUUUAGUAGCUUGGUGGAGAUCUUUAAGGAUGUCACAAAGAAUACGGUGAAGUUCUACAUCUACUCUGGGGAUGAGGGGGAGGAGAGUACUGUCUGCAAGGAGAUAAAGGAAUACUUGAAAAGUCUUGGCAACAGUGAGUGCACCCCACAGUUGUUUUUGGAAAACAGCAGCACUCUCGACAAACUACUCAUCAUCAUUCAGAAUGAGCACAUUGCUGCACAUGUGCAUAAGAUUCCAGCGCUGGUGUCUUUGAAGAAGUUGCCCUCAGUGAGUUUUGCUGGGGUUGACACUCUGGACGAUGUGAAGAACCAUACCUACAAUGAGCUGUUUGUGUGCGGAGGCUUCAUUGUGUCAGAUGAGUUUGUCCUUAAUCCUGACCUCAUAACACAGGAUCGCUUGCAAGCAUUGCUGAAGUUUUUGGAGGAGCAGAGUACCCCUGAACAGCCCUGGCAGUGGAAGGUACACUGCAAAUCCCAGAAGAAGCUUAAAGAAAUGGGCCGGUUGAACACCAAUGCAAUGGGGUUACUAAACCUUCUAACGGCCUAUCAAAAGAAACACCUUGUUGAUUUCCUUCCCUACCAUGAUUGCGACGCCCAGUCACGUCAGGCUCCAGAUCUGGAAUGCCUGAUCAAGCUUCAAGCUCAACACACACAACAGCGGCAUCUCAUCUUUGUCACCGAGAGGCCCUUUGAGAUGUUCCUACAGUAUUCCAGAAAUGGAAUAAUGAUAGCAAGCAUUGAUGAUAUUAUGAGCGCCUUUCACAGCCUGAUUGGCUCCAUCAAUCAAAAUGAGCUUCCCACACCGCCGUCUACCGUAGUGAAUGAUGAGUUUGAGGGAGCUGAGGACAUGUCAUUAGACUCCGAUGACGGGGAGCCAACUAUUGCCAAUGAUGGCAAAGGGCGGAAUCCGGAGGCUCACACAGAAAAUCGACAACAACCACCUCUUCCAAACACAGAAGAAUUCCGUCCCCCGCUACCUGACCAGGAGGCCACUUCCGAUGAAACGUCGCCACAGGCUGACUACAGUGCGCUCAAAACGGCCAUCUCUCAGUUCAAAGCAACAAACCAGUUAGGCAUUGGCUCCUCAGACCUAGGAAAUGUGUCUCCAGGAGGUUUUCCUGUAAAUCCCCACCAAAGUUUCCUUUGUCCCUCUGCCUCGUGGUCAUCAUAUACAGGCUCGUCCAGCUACGCUGCAUCCCCAGCGUAUCCCUCCUCGCCAUGUAGCAGCAACCAAGAUCAGGAACACCGGCCCCCACUCACCGUCUCGACCGCAACUACUCUUCUUUCUGUCAGCACCACAGCAGGUCCUUUGGCCAAACUACCAUCCCUCCCUAUAGAGGUCAAAGCUCCUCCUCCGCCGCACCUCAUGAUGCUCGGUCACACGUAUAGCUCAGACCACACAGGGUCUGGAGCUCCUGGGAGUCCUCCGCGCAACUCAUCUCUCCCCUAUGUAGACAACAGUGACACAGUCCAGCAAAGUUACAUGACUGGCAUUCCCUUAAAUGCUAGCGGUACCCCAGCACAACAUACAGAGAGCACGCUCAGCCGACAUGAGGAUGGAGCUUGGGGGCCGUCAGGGACCAGCACUUUCAAGACUGCAAGCAAUCAGGUUGUGGUUCCACCGGGCCCAGUUGACCCCCCUGUGCCCAAGAGUGGGGAAAUACUUGGUGGCAGCAACCCAGAUUGUCAGAGUGGCAGGACUCAAGUAAAUUGCACUGACAAACCUGGAGCUCCUGUGGGUGUUCCCACAGUAGCAGCCAGAGGGGGCUCAGGAGUCAGACCUAAAUUUCCUCCACAGUCGAUGAGCAGUGUGGGCUACGGUCAUGUAGGUGGCAACAUGCAUUCACAGAUGACUCAUGGACCUACACGGGGUCCUAUGGGUCCUGGUGUAUUCCGGGGGAGAGGAGUUCCUCCAGGUGGACCUUGGCCACGACCGGGGCGAGGGCAUGAACGAAGGGAUGGGCCCGGUGGUGCUCAGUGUUCAUGGGGUUACCCAACGGGUAGGGGUGGGGCACAAAAUUACUACACGGACUACACAUACUCUCAUAAUUAUGCCCCUGAGUAGACAAUCAUGUUGUUGGAAGGGGCAACACAAAUGUCAUACUCCAGAGACUUAGAACUGGCUGAAUGUAUAUAUACUUCCUUGUCAUAAAACCCUAUUGAUUUGCAUUGGUAAAUAAGAACCCUGGUUUUCUACGUUAAUAAAAAUUGAUACAGGCGGUGCCGAGUGUCCUACUGUCGCAUAAACUGUAUGCACUCUUUCCAUGUAUGCUGUUUGACAUCCACUUCAAACCACUAUAUUUAUAUUUGCCAAAAAUUCUAUUGGCCUUUCAGCUUAACUGAAUUUAACCUGUAAUUUCUGUUUGUUCUGCUUUUGAAACAGUUUGUGAGCAGGGGGAAGGGAUAUUUUUUUAUUAAAAAUAAUUCUGUUGUUUUAUUUUAUGCAUUUGGCUGUCCUAAAUUCUGUGAAAUAAAACAUUUCAAAUAUUGUGUGAUAAGGUUGCGUGAAAAUGGAGUUUAGAAAGCCAAUAAAAAAUAUACAGUUUUA
Molecule: messenger RNA, 6135 nt
Organism: Corythoichthys intestinalis (scribbled pipefish)
Lineage: Eukaryota; Metazoa; Chordata; Actinopteri; Syngnathiformes; Syngnathidae
Gene: tasorb
Product: transcription activation suppressor b
Exons: 23
Coding region: 145-5652 (1835 amino acids)
Biological process (GO): negative regulation of gene expression, epigenetic; protein localization to heterochromatin
Cellular component (GO): heterochromatin; nucleoplasm
Molecular function (GO): chromatin binding
Source: RefSeq, a predicted model, not a curated record